Molecule: messenger RNA, 768 nt
Organism: Tremella mesenterica DSM 1558
Lineage: Eukaryota; Fungi; Basidiomycota; Tremellomycetes; Tremellales; Tremellaceae
Exons: 4
Coding region: 1-768 (255 amino acids)
Source: RefSeq, a predicted model, not a curated record
AUGCUGUCGGUUUUGAAUCUGUUAUUGUGUUUGAUAGGAAUGGUCAAUAUCGUCUCUGCUGGAGGACCAUCGAGAAUCGAUUUGAGUAAUGGUGAAAGGAUGAAAAGGGGUUUACCGGUGAAAACUCCUAGAAAGUUGUAUAAUGCAACAGCGACGAGUGCUCAUCUGGCUCGUCGUUCUGCAGCUCCAUUCACUGGAUACCUGGUAGCUACUCCUCAAAAUAAUGGAGGAUUGAAGAAACGUACUCCGUAUGAUCAAACUUCUUAUCUUUAUUAUGAUACGGAUUACGGGUUUCUUCGUUUGUCGACCAUCGCUAGUGAUGCCUCUCUGUUCGUGUGGACAACGGCCGGUACGGAACAGUACCUCGGAGUUUCCGAUGAUGGUGAUUCAACUUCCGAUUUCGGCGUUUGUGCUUCGGUGAUUACCAUUGGUAGUGGGGUGAACAUGGAGCCAAACGCACCUGGUGGUCCAACCUCGGCCAUAUUCUCUCAGUGCCCAACGGCAUACGACAAUUUAACACCUUCACAAGCUUCCGGUCAAGGUAUACAAGGACCAAUAUUCGAUACACCUUCAAGUCUUCCAGCUAUCUUUUCAGCUUGGUUCCUCAAUCAAGAUGAUACAAUCACGACUGAUGCUUUGUAUUGGGUUUUCGAUACUCCAUAUUACACUGAUGCUUUGGGGAUGGCUUUAUCAGCUAGUGAUUUCGAACCUGUUGAUGCUGUACAAACGGAACAGAUCACGUUGGAAUAUGUUGCUUCUUUGGCUUAA